Boleophthalmus pectinirostris (great blue-spotted mudskipper) is the source of this 850-nucleotide messenger RNA. RefSeq names its product C-type lectin domain family 4 member M-like. NCBI's taxonomy places the organism in Eukaryota, Metazoa, Chordata, Actinopteri, Gobiiformes, Gobiidae. The transcript has 6 exons. The record is from RefSeq and is a predicted model, not a curated record. The annotation marks the transcript as partial.
AGCAAUGUCCUUGUCCUCCGACACAUGUGCACACGGACUGAAAACCCAAAAUGGAGGAAACAACAUACAACAAACUGGGUCAACCAGACUUUAGUGAGGACUUUUCUCUCCCUACCAACCAAGAUGAACAACAAGUGUCACUUUCAAUGGGGAGGCUUGAUUCAAUUGUGAAUCAUCAAAAAGUGUUAAUCAUAAUUCUCUCUGUGCUGGCUGUUGUCCUACUCUCCAUUGACAUCGGUCUGGGCAUCUACUACAGAAAUCUGACUGAUGGAGAGCGCAUUAUAAAAGACAUUAACUCUGAAGUUGCCAAAUUACAACAAGCUUACAAAAUUGCAAUUAACACAAAGCUUGAACUGAGGAAGGAGUUGACGAAAGAGACUAAUCUCCAGAGGAUGACCAAAUGGGAACUUGAUCACCUGAAGUCAAGACAUGAGGACUAUCAGAAAGAGUCAGACAAAAUUCUGUCAUUAAUCACUGGGUUGAAAUCUCACAUACCUUUACUUAAGGAGGGUUGCAGACACUGUUCACCAGGAUGGAAUUUAAUCAACUCUGUUUGCUACUACAUCCCUUUCUCUGAAGAUAUAAAUCGCAGAUCAUGGGAGGAAAGUCGUAAUUAUUGCAAGAAUUUUGGUGCUGAUUUGGUAGAAAUAAACAGCAGAGAACAACAGCUGGCAAUUAAUAAUUUAAUCACAACCUAUCAUAACCCAUCAGUGCAUUACUCUGCCAGUGGCUAUUGGAUUGGAGCACGAGAUGUGGACGUAGAGGGGACAUGGAAAUGGUUGGAUGGAACACAACUCACUGAGGGUUUUUGGAACUUGGGAGAGCCAAACAAUAGCGGAAAUGAAGAUUG